Engraulis encrasicolus (European anchovy) is the source of this 5440-nucleotide messenger RNA. RefSeq names its product tudor domain containing 7 b (gene tdrd7b). The transcript has 21 exons. Bases 166 to 3735 code for a protein of 1189 amino acids. NCBI's taxonomy places the organism in Eukaryota, Metazoa, Chordata, Actinopteri, Clupeiformes, Engraulidae. The record is from RefSeq and is a predicted model, not a curated record.
CAGCUCUUGUUGCUGGUGAUUCUGCUGAAGACAGAAAGUCUGUAAGAGAGAAAUUGCACCGUUGGAGUGCUGCACCACUAUUGAUUAUUUUCUGCUGUUGGUACUUGGAGAGAAGGAGAGAGGGAGCUAGGAGCGAGCGUGUGUGUGGAGUGGUGCGGUGGCACUAUGGCGGACGUGGAGCUGGUUAAGAAGAUGCUGAGGGCUGUUCUGCAGUCCAGCAAAGGAGGCGUGUCGUUAACGCGGGUCAACGCGGAGUACCGCGGGCUGACGGGAGAACACAUCCCUUACAAACACCUGGGCUACCCCACACUGGAGGCACUGCUGCACGCCAUGCCAACUGUGGUACACAUGCAGAGAAGCCACACUGGAGAGGUGAUGUGUUCUGCCAUGGUGUCCAAUGAGACGGCCCAUAUCGCGCAGCUGGUCGCUCGACAGAAGACGGCCAAGACCAAGUCCGGACGGCUGCAGAUGGUCAACUGCCAGAUGAGGGUCAAGCCCUACUCUCCACUUGUGCUCAAUGCUAAGCCGCGGACAUCUCUCCGUCAGCCUCAGUAUCGUGGGGGGGGUCGCCCCGGCGGCCGGGGGGGCGGGAGGCCCGGCAGCUACGGCCUAUCAUCAUACGGCGUGGGAGACAUCCGCCAAUCACACGCAAGCAGGGACUCCACGCCACCGGCCAAUCAAAACAGACAUCCCUCCUCCCAGAACACCCAGGCGACGGCAGCCAAUCAAAACAGAGCUCACUCCUCCCAGAACGCGGCGGCGGCGGCGAAUCACAACAAGCCUCUCCAGAACACGGCAGCCAAUCAGAACAAGCCUGUCCAGAACACGGCCGUGCGGAAAAGCAACUCCACGGCCUCCGACAGUCGGCCAGACAAGAGGAUGACGUUGCCCACGAGGUUCCAGAAAGAAGUUCACGCCCACCUAUCCAGAAACAACAACACCACUGGCCACCUGAGUGACAAUUCCAUGCAGGCGAAAGCCAGGACGGCUCCGUGCCCGUCGGGGUCCUACAACCCUCAGCAGGUGCAGGGCCGCAUCAAGGAGGUGCUGGCCAAGUACAGCAAUGGAUUGUGGGUAUCCAAGCUGCCGCAGCUCUACAAGGAGCUCUACCAACAGGAGCUGCCCAGCGACGCGCUGAAGGACCUGGAGAACUGGAAACACAUCUGCACAGUGGAGAGGCCAGGUGGUAGCUCAGCUCAGCUCCUGCUGUAUCCUGCUAAAGAUCCUCCUGUUGUCCCGGCUGCCACCGAGCGCAGCUCCCCCGCUCCCCAAAACCAGAGACCCACACCCACCACCACCACCUCCACCACCUCCCCUCCCCCCGGCCCUCCCCCUGCGCCUGUUCGCACCUCUAUUCCCUUUCACCCACCCUCCUCCUCCUCCACCUCCUCCUCCACCUCCUCCUCGUCCUCCUCCUCCUCCUCCUCUCUGCCUCCAGAGGUGCGGCGUAACCUUGGUGAUCUGCUUCAGAAGUACAGUAGUGGUUUGUGGGCCCACGCGCUGCCGAAGCUCUACCUGGACACCUACAAGAGCCAGCUGCCGCCGCAAGUACUCGAGGACCUGAGCCUGCUAGCUGAUUUCUGCACAGUAGACUACCCCAUGCCAGAUAACCCCACCAGAGCCAUUCUCUACGUCAAGGAGAAGAACGACACACAACAGGAGACCCGUAGCGGUAGUCAGGGCAACCGGGUCGGAGCAGGGGACCCUGGGAAGGUUUCGGGGGUGGUUUCCAUGGCGACAGGUGUGUUGAACAGCAGCCAGGUGAAGAUGGUGCCUCCCCUGCAGAUCCCCAAAGAGGAGUACCCAUCAGUACUGGUCGUCGAGGCAACCAGCACCAACUCUGUGGUACUCAGGUACGUGGGUGUGGAUUACUCGCAGGCGCAGGAGAAGAUGGAGGAUGAGAUGCGAGAGUUCUACCGCGCGGCGCAGGGCGUCCAGAGGGGGAUGGUGGCGCCCUCCAUAGGCCAACUGGCGGCGGUGCGGGCGGAGGAGGACGACGAGAUCCUCAGGGCUCAGAUCUCAGAGGUCAUGCCCGACAAGGUCAAGGUGUUCUAUGUGGACCACGGCUUCUCGGAGGUGAUCAGCAGGUCUAAACUGUUGGAGCUGCAUGAGAAGUUCCUCACACUGCCUUUCCAGGCCACACACUGCAGACUGGCUGGUCUGGAGCAGUUCAGUGAGGAGUCGUCGGUCCUGAAGAAGCUGGAGGCGAUGGCCAGCGGCAAGAUCCUAUUGGCCGAGAUCCUGGAGCGCCAGGCCCCGCCCCUCAUGGUGCUGUACGACACGUCGCAGGAUGAUGAUGUCAACAUCAACGCAGCCUGUAGCAAAGCCCUGCAGGACAAGAGCCUGGACAGCACACUCAAGGUGAACAGUGCCUACACGAGUGUGUGUGUGACGAGUGUGUGUUCGGACGGCACCAUCUACUGCCAGCCCCCCUCGCGAGGCCUCACCAAGCUGACGGAGGUGCUGAGCAAGACUGAGGCCUACCUACUGGCACAGGUGACGUCUGAGUUCCUGGUGUCUCGGCCGUUCUGUGGGAAGGGCUGCCUGGCACGCUACAAGGGGAAGUGGUCACGCGUAGAGAUUAUGAAUCUGCAUGGUUCUCGAGUGCUGGAUAUCCUCUUUGUUGACCUGGGGGUUCAGGCUUCAGUGGAGGUGAUCGAGUUGAGAGAGUUCCCUCCCCCGUACCUACGAGACCUCACCACCAUCCCCCCACAGGUGGUGAAGUGCUGUCUGGCUGAGCUGCCCGUCAGUGUUGGAUCCUGGACCCCCGAGGCCGUACAGUGGCUACGAGACGCCGUGCUGAACACCAGCGACUGCAGUAUUAAGAUAGCUCAGCUGGAUGACUCCAAGCGCCUGGUGCAUGUUCACCUGUUCACCAAUAAGCAUUUUAACGACGACAGCCGCAGUGUCAACCGCCAGCUGUCCGACUCGGACCUCUUCAAGCAUCCCAAAGACGUCUUCCUUAGCACGCGCGCUCCCCUCAAACCCUUGUCUUCCUCCUCCUCCUCUUCAUCCUCCUCUUCCGCCGCCCUACGCACCCCGCCCACCACCAUGACGACGACAGCCAAUCGAUGCGCUAGCCCGACCAUCGUCUCCACGGCGACGGCCAAUGGCACCACGGCAACAGCGGCAGCAUUGCCCCCCCUGCUGGAGCUGCCCCCUGCUGGCCAGAACCUGGAUGUGUACGUGUCGGUGGCGUGCCACCCGGGCUACUUCGUGCUGCAGCCGUGGCAGGACAUGUACAAGCUGGUCGUCCUGAUGGGGGAGAUGAUCCUCUAUUACAACAAGGCCGACCACGCCCCCGUCGCCGCCCACAAGGAGCACGUCUACGCCGCCAAAGUGGACAACAAUUGGCAUCGUGUCCUGGUUAAGUCGGUGAUGACUAAUGGCCUGGUGUCGGUGUACGAGCUGGACUACGGGAAGCACGAGGUGGUGAGCUGCACUCAGCUGCGGCCGCUCAUUCCGGAGUUCUGCCAGCUGCCAUUCCAGGGCGUCCGGGCCCAGCUCGCAGGUGUGAAGGCGUCCCAUUGGUCAGAGGAGGCCACCAUGGUGUUCCGGAACCACGUGGAGAAGAAGCCGCUGGUGGCCCAGCUGGAGUGCGUGUCGGACGGCGAGUCGUCGCCAUGGGAACGCAAGGUGACGGUCUACCUGGUGGACACGUCGCAGGAGGAGCGCGACCUGUGGGUUCACGACAUCAUGGCCGAGUUCACCGACCAGCUCACCAAGGCCGCCUAGCCUAGCCUAGCCUAGCCUAGCGACCGUCGCCGCGGUAACCUAACCGCUGCCAAAGACAUGGCCGCCGGAGCAGCCAGAGUUGUUAUGUUUGCUAAAAGGGGGUUGUUGUUGUUAGCGUAUCGUUAGCUAGCUAGCGAGCGACGGCUAGCCGGGAAUGAAAAAGCUCUUAUUCUCUCACAUGAUGAUGAUGAUGAUGGUGCGUAAAGUUGUUACGUUACGUUAUGUCGUGUCGUGUGUAUGAGUGAGUCGUGUGUCGGGGGGGAAGCCAGCGUCGGGUGUGUGAUGACGAUGUUGUUGGGGAGGGGUCUGUGGGGUGGAAGCAACAUCACGUCAGUCGGAAUGAAACACAGGUGGGCUUGGUUUCCAUGGGGACUCAAGAGAUUAAAUGACCGCUGACGACCUUGGAGCAAAGGUCAAGGUCAGCCAGGACGAAUGUGAAAGACUGGACACGCAGGGCUGACAUUUGGAUGGGAUGAGACUUUAGUUUUGACGUUUUGACUUAACGUUGGUUUUAGUUGUUUGGACCCGGUAGCCAGCCCACCUGGGAAGAGGGAGGAGGACGUGAGGAGGAAAUGAUGUCAGAGGAGACAGGAAGUGAUGCGCUACAGCAUGUGUCUGAUUGGCUGGCUCACAGGAAGGAAGUUUCAAGGCUACGGAAUGCUAAAACAGAAAGUAUGUCAGUUUUAUCUGCAGCUUGGGUCGAAACAUGCACCCCCGUACCUGUGCUUCCGUCUACGUUGACAAAAGAUGGCUCUCUUGCAUCUGAUACGGCUUUAAAGUCACGCACAGCUCUUUCAAAUGAAUAAAACAAACAUCACUAUUUGUCGUUUUGCAAGCCGAGAGGUGUCAUUGUGAAGUCACGAGCAGUGAAGGGCAAAAUGGAUUCAUUACUUUACAAUUCAGUGCCACAUAUUCCAAAUGACCUGGUUAUACCUGUCCAGUCCAGCUAGGUGAUUGGCUAGUUGAGUGGUCACCUGGUUGAAAUGGACAUGUAGAACAAGACCGUGCGGAAUAUGCGGCACUGGGUCGUAACCUCAUGGAUCCAUGUUGUCCUUCACUGCUGAGUUGGGAAGUGAAAUGGUUAAAUGGGUUCGGAGCCCAGCCCCUGCUGUGUUCCCCAGUCGCCAUGACAACAGAGGGGAACUAUGGGAUGUGUAAUGAUGUGAGUACGGCACGGUAUCAUGGCGCCUGCUCCACAGUCCACCAGGACUUUAACAAGUUUGUUUACAAGAAAACAAAAAUAGUUUUUAAAAAGUUCAAGCAUUUAUAAAGAAUUUAAAAAGAAAGAAAAAGUUCCAAUUCCAAUACGUUUUGUUCUCUUGUCUCGGCUUUCUUUUCUUUUCUUUUUCUCUUGCUGCUGCAGUGUGUAGCAGCCACCGUAGUUCUGCCAGAGAGCGCGAGAGAGCGGUGAUCGUUUGCUUUGGACUUCCUUUAGUUGUUAAUAUAUAUAUAGUUCUCAUCGUUUGAUUUAGUCUCCUUAGUCAGAGCCGGGGUUCAGGGUGAAAUGCUACAUCAGCUGUGUGUGUGGGGGGGGCGCAGCCCAGGAUAGUUUUAAGUUUUUGAUGAUGAUGAUCAUAAUAAUCAUAUGAUUGAAUUAAAUUUGACAUCACACACACACACACACACACCAUUAACACUUGACAUUUGUGUGUAUCGCUGGAACCAGGAAGAGAAUAAGAGAAUAAAUAAAGUUAUUUGGAAACCA